GACAGUUACAAGAACAAACUUGCUGACAUCAGUGUUGUUGAGAAAUGUCGUUCAGAUGAGUUGAAUAAUAUAAACAAUCUCAUUGAAAACAAAGAAAUAGAGAAGAGCCAGAGUAAUUCAAGAAUGUCUAGACAUGGAAGAGGAAAUAACAAAAUUAAGAGCAGAAUUUGAAAAUAACUCUCUUCAGCGUAACAAACAACGAUCUGAAACUGACGAACAUUUUGCUGGAUUGAUGAAGGAAAAGAGUUCAGUUUUGGCAAAAAUUAAUGACUUAGCUAAAGAAAUGAAAGAAGCCACAGAUGACAGAGAGGAAUUUGAAAGCAAGACUACAGACUUGACGAAGGAGAUGAGAAGACUUAAAGAUAUCUGUGCAGAGGCUGAUGGCGAACUAUUCAGCUACUUGACUGAGGCCAAUGUGGUCCAGAGUGGGCAGAGGAACCAGAUGAUUGUUGUGGAUGAAAUGGUCGCUAGAAACCAACAGGAAGUUGAGGCCGCUGAGUUAAACAUUCAGGAAAGCGAACAACUCCAGGCUCAGAUAACUAAGAUGGAGGCAGACUUGAGCACCCAACAAGUGAAAUACACUCAGACUCUGGCUGACCUACAGGCGUCCUACAGGGAACAGCUGGAGGCAAAGAAGAAAUACUUGGAAGAUCUCAGAAUCAGGUAUGAAAUGGAAUUCAAGAACAAAGAACAGAAGAAGUUGGAUGCCAUGAUGGAGUUGAAAGAAAUCAAGGAUAAUAUCGUUGAUCACCAGAAGAAGCGGAAAUCAUUGCAAAAUGAAGUCAAGUUGACUGGCAACAAUCUGUGGAAAUACAACAACUUGAUUCAGAAGCUGGAGGAAAAAUUGAAAGUAGUGGCUGAAGUGGCAACAGUGAGUCAACCGGUGAAGGAUAUUUCCAGUCAGGACUCAAGACUCACCUUUAAAGAAAACGUCCCACUUCAACCCAAACUUGCAGGUUAUCCAACUGCUCCUGGUACGAUCACAAGGAAGAUUCUCCCUCCCCAAGUGCCUAGCUUGCCAGUUAAACGUCCCAAGGAAACUCAGAAAGUCAUCUUUCCUUCUCCGGGCAGCUCUUCCAGUGGCAUAUCUUUUGAUCCGGAUGAUAUGAACUUGGCCAAGAGGAGGAGUUUUACUCAACGUCCUAAAAAAGUGAUCAAACCAAAUGUAGCACAGAAAAAUGUUCCUGCUAGUUCUUCAAAGGCGAGUACUAAUGUUAAGAAGCAGGAUCAAAGUUCCACAAAGAAAGAUGUUGAUUCGGAGAGUGAGGAUGCUUGGGGGUUCAACAUGUAGAGGCAUUUGAAGAGUGGAAUCGUGUGUUGCCAAAUCCAAUGUUUCGUGGACUAUUACGUUUAUAUUCAAGAAACUGUGAUAACUUAAAUUAAGAUGUGAAGAUAGAUAACAUCAAAACUAGUUGUUGUUCUUUUACUUGUGUAUCAAUUAUCCACAAUAUUGUAAACUUAAACUUUUCUACGUUUUAGUAAUCCCCAGUAUUAGCUGUAAGUGGUUUUUAGUACAAUAAGUUCUUUGAUUACCAAUAAAUAAUAUGUAAUUAGCUACAGUUCUUACCAUAUUAACAUAGUUAUAUAAGUUAGAAAUAAGAUAUUAUGAUAAGAGAUACAGCACUAAAAAAAUAAGUAAUAAAAAAAUAAGAACAAUAAGAUACUGUUUUCUACACUUAACUGUUGAUGGUUGUUUCACAAACAAUUGUAAUUGUUUUAUAACUGUUAUAUUGUAAAACUUGUAAAAAUGUUAAAAAUAAAUGUUAAAAUAAAAUAUGUGU
Molecule: messenger RNA, 1781 nt
Organism: Homalodisca vitripennis (glassy-winged sharpshooter)
Lineage: Eukaryota; Metazoa; Arthropoda; Insecta; Hemiptera; Cicadellidae
Product: COP1-interactive protein 1-like
Exons: 10
Coding region: 134-1291 (385 amino acids)
Source: RefSeq, a predicted model, not a curated record